CCGGUAGUGCCCUCCGGUGACCUACGCGAAAGGCCGCAUCAUGACGGAAGUGAUCGAGAUGCUGAUGAUCAUCCUGAUCGUGGCACUGUGCUUCAUCAUGAUCCCGUUCAACACCCGGCCGAGUGCGGUGCUCGAGUCGCGCCGGAAGUUUGACAUCUUCGUGCGGCUGUACGACAAGCCUUAUCGGUACGACGUGCGCGAGUACGACUAUCGCUUCCAAAUAUUCCGCUCAUCGCUGAGCCGCAUCCAGAAGCUGAACGAGCGACAAACCGGACCGGACACACCGGUCCAGGGCGGUGCGAUCUACGGCGUCACGCAGUACGCCGACCUGACCGAUCGGGAGUUCAUCGCCCAACACUUGGCCGAUCUGCUGGCAGCCGAGCAGCAGACCAUGGACGGUGGAGGACCACCGGGGGUGAUGCCGGGGGUGUCCUUGCCGCCGCUCCACCAGAAGUACGUGAUCGAGUCGCGCAGCGCCGAAAUGAAGAAUGACAUCAUCUUCUCUCGGGCGCGCCGCGAACUGAAACUUCCCAGCAAUCUGCCACUCGCCGUGGAUUGGCGCGAGAAGGGUGUGAUUGUACCGGUCAAGAGCCAGGGGAGUUGUGGGGCAAGCUGGGCCAUCAGUGUGGUCGACACGAUUGCCGCGAUGGUCGCGAUCAAGCGGAACGACCGUCAAGCAGCGGUCGAUCUGUGUCACGAGCAAGUGAUCCGCUGUGCAGCGAACGGCAACAAUGGAUGCACCGGUGGCGAUCCUUGCCGGCUGCUCCAGUGGCUGCAGGACGAGAGUUUCCACAUCGGGGUGGCUGACGCCUGUCCGUACCGUGGCAUGGCCGAUUCCGAGCAGAACUGUACCUUGCCGGGACUGGCGGCGAGCACAUGGGAUGCUGCUUACGAGGGAACCGUCGUACGAAGCUUCUCCUGCCAACGAUUCGAGAAUGAAGAGCACAGGAUGCUGCAUCACCUGGCCACCAGCGGGCCGAUCGUGGCGGCCGUGAAUGCGAUCUCCUGGAAGUAUUACCUCGGUGGCGUGAUACAGCAGCACUGCGAGUCGGGCGCAGAGCUGCUAAAUCACGCGGUCGAGAUCGUGGGCUACGAUCUCAACGCGACCGUGCCGUACUACAUCGUGAAGAACUCGUGGGGGACACGGUUCGGCAACCGGGGCUACGUCAAUGUGGCGAUCGGACGAAACGUUUGUGGAAUCGCGAACCGGGUCGCGUUCAUUGAGCUUGCCUGAGAGCCGUAAUUAGGACAUCGACACCAGCUUCAGU
Messenger RNA from Anopheles bellator, 1268 nucleotides. Its product is annotated as cathepsin O-like. Lineage: Eukaryota; Metazoa; Arthropoda; Insecta; Diptera; Culicidae. Gene Ontology annotation, cellular component: lysosome. The record is from RefSeq and is a predicted model, not a curated record. Gene Ontology annotation, molecular function: cysteine-type endopeptidase activity. The transcript has 3 exons. The coding region runs from base 41 to 1234 and encodes 397 amino acids.